GUCUGAUGACGUCAGAGGGAGCGCGGCGGGCAGUGGGGCCGGGAUGCACCGGCGGGGGGUGGGCGCGGGCGCCAUCGCCAAAAAGAAGCUUGCGGAGGCAAAGUACAAGGAGCGAGGGACGGUCCUGGCUGAAGACCAGCUGGCCCAGAUGUCCAAGCAGCUGGACAUGUUUAAGACCAACUUAGAAGAGUUUGCCAGCAAACACAAGCAGGAGAUCCGUAAAAACCCCAAGUUCCGGGUCCAGUUCCAGGACAUGUGUGCCACCAUUGGAGUGGAUCCCUUGGCAUCUGGGAAAGGAUUCUGGUCAGAGAUGCUGGGAGUUGGAGACUUUUACUAUGAACUGGGUGUGCAGAUCAUUGAAGUUUGCUUGGCUCUGAAACACAGGAAUGGAGGUCUGAUAAUGCUGGAAGAACUUCACCAGCAAGUGCUGAAGGGAAGGGGGAAGUUUGCACAGGAUGUCAGCCAGGACGACCUCCUUCGUGCAAUCAAGAAACUGAAGGUCCUGGGGAAUGGCUUUGGGAUUAUCCCUGUUGGAGGAACAUACCUGAUCCAGUCAGUGCCAGCUGAACUGAACAUGGACCACACUGUUGUCUUGCAGCUGGCAGAGAAAAAGGGCUAUGUAACAGUCAGUGAGAUCAGGACCAGCCUGAAGUGGGAGACAGAACGUGCAAAGCAAGUGCUGGAACACUUGCUGAAAGAAGGAAUGGCCUGGCUGGACACACAGGCAGCAGGAGAACCUCAGUACUGGCUGCCUGCUCUCUUUACAGAGCUGUACUCUCAGGAAAUCACUCCAGAGGAAGCCAAAGAGGCAAUACCUUGACUGCUGCAUCAUGUUCUGUGCCUCUCUAGAGUUCUUUUGGGGAGGUUAUUUGCAUAUCACCUGAAACCCAGGGGCAGUGGGCUUGAAAUAAAAGGUUUUGUAAGUAAGAAGUAAGUAAAAGUUUCU
Messenger RNA from Dryobates pubescens (Downy woodpecker), 946 nucleotides. It is a transcript of the gene SNF8, whose product is annotated as SNF8 subunit of ESCRT-II. Gene Ontology annotation, cellular component: ESCRT II complex. The transcript is spliced from 8 exons. NCBI's taxonomy places the organism in Eukaryota, Metazoa, Chordata, Aves, Piciformes, Picidae. Gene Ontology annotation, biological process: protein transport to vacuole involved in ubiquitin-dependent protein catabolic process via the multivesicular body sorting pathway. The record is from RefSeq and is a predicted model, not a curated record. The coding region runs from base 44 to 820 and encodes 258 amino acids.